AUGUCUUCAUCCGACGCAGCGUCAUCUUUAUUAAGAGCCAGACAUCUUGUCUUCGGCCUCACCGUCGCCUUGGGGAGUGCAUGGUACCUUCAUCGACGAAUGGCCAGGACCCGAGCCGACGGGCCCGAUUCGAAAGAUGCGGACGCCACCGACCCCCCGCUCCUUCGGAAGCACUCCAAAAUAGUGUCUUACACUGCUAGCCGGACUGGCAUUACCUAUCCCGGAAUCCGGGUCUUUUACCGUCGUCACCCAAAAGCAGACGAGUUGCCCCAAGACCCAGCACCGCUUCCUUUGUUGGUGUUUAUCCACGGACUUGGGGGAUCCGUUGCGCAGUUUCAUCCUCUACUUACUAGUCUCGUUAAUUCCGCGUCUUGCCUGGCCAUCGACUUGCCCGGUUGCGGCCUCUCUCAGUUUGCGCCGACGUUGUGGGAUGCGUAUACGACAGAUGCUUUGACCGACUUACUCGAGACCAUUAUUGAGGGGUAUCGGGAGAAGGACCAGGGGCUUGUUCUAAUUGCCCAUAGCAUGGGAACUGCGAUUGCUGCUCGUAUUGCGAAUAAGCAAUCGGCAUUCUAUUUGCGUCCUCCUUCACAUGUGAUGGGCCUAAUCGCAAUUUGUCCCGUAUCCGGCCCACAACCGCCAAAAGUAGUGCGCAGUGUUCGUAUGCUUCUCUGGCUCCCAGAUUUCAUUUUCAACCUUUGGCGGACUUGGGAUAGACGGGGUGGUCCCGAGAGCGCCAGUGUUAAGCGGUUUGUUGGCCCUGGAGGAGACCUCGAGGCCCGGCAGAUUCAAGAUAGGUUCAAUAGCCAAAGUCGUACACCAGUUUUCCGUCGAAUGGCAUGGGGAGCAUUGCCCACACAUUUCAUUAGCGAGAAACCAGUAGGGGGGCUGUUCGGUGAACCCACUUGGGCUGGUCUCGAUAUUCCCGUUUUCCUAAUAGGUGGCGACUAUGAUUCCGUUACGCCUCCAAGAGAAAUUGAAACAAUUCGGGGCCUUCUUGAAUCUGCAACUAAGCCGGCCCCUUUAUCCAGCGGGGUCACGUCCGAGAGGUCCGAUUCGGCAUCUUCGCAGGUUGCUUCCGAGCAUCCUGGCGACAUUCCAUCUAAUGUUACGGAGGCACGCGCAAUUGUGGAUGCCGCAGCUCCGGUGAGCACCUCGGCUAAACCGCGAGACAUGCCACAAUCGAUCGACGCUAUCACCGACGAGGAUUUUACACGGAAGCAGCCGCCAACAGCUAACGUGGAAGACAACUACGAGGACCCUACUACGCCGAGAGACCAGGAGUCAAUCGGCGGUAUUCCUCCCCAGCCGCGGCAUCCAUCUAAAGUCGUUAAAACUUCAUUAUUGCCAGCCGGACAUGCUUUGCUUUAUAUGCCGAACACGGUUCGCGUCUUGGCAGGGCUUAUAGGCGACUUCAUGAAUGACCAUGUCACUGGCCGUUUUUCUCUGGGUUGGCAAUUACAGCAUCUGUCCCGCGACGGGAAGUGGGAUGUCAAGAAUCUCGCCAAAUGGAAAAGCGUCAAACCUGUUAGUGAACCUAUUGGCGGCGUAUUCCGAGCAAUGAAGACUUUGCGCGAGGUUGACGAAGAACAUUCUCCUAAAGUAUUUGCGGCCAAUUGGGGACACAUCAUUAAAGACAUCAUCGACAUCAGCCACACAGACCCAGUAUAUGACCCCAAGAGCUUUGGUGAUGGUAUCAAGUAUCAUAAGAUCCCGCCAACCGAGACCGAGGUAGCCAAUUUUAUCAAACUCGUGGACCGCAUCCGCGAGGAUCAGAAGGAGCGUGCGGCCACGGAGCCCGACUGGAGCCCGGACCACGUCAUCGGCGUCCACUGCCACUAUGGCUUCAACCGCACCGGCUAUUUCGUCGUGUGUUAUCUAGUCGAGCGCUGCGGAUAUGAAGUCCAGGACGCGAUCGACGCUUUUGCAGCAGCGAGGCCUAACGGGAUUCGCCACUCUCACUUCCUCGACCGCUUGUUUGUCAGGUACUCUCGCUUACACGAGUGA
Annulohypoxylon truncatum is the source of this 2007-nucleotide messenger RNA. RefSeq lists its product as uncharacterized. Gene Ontology annotation, molecular function: mRNA guanylyltransferase activity; phosphatase activity. The transcript has 4 exons. The record is from RefSeq and is a predicted model, not a curated record. Gene Ontology annotation, biological process: 7-methylguanosine mRNA capping; protein dephosphorylation. Lineage: Eukaryota; Fungi; Ascomycota; Sordariomycetes; Xylariales; Hypoxylaceae. The coding region runs from base 1 to 2007 and encodes 668 amino acids.